Messenger RNA from Durio zibethinus, 355 nucleotides. Its product is annotated as transcription factor PRE3-like. Gene Ontology annotation, biological process: regulation of DNA-templated transcription; regulation of growth. The record is from RefSeq and is a predicted model, not a curated record. NCBI's taxonomy places the organism in Eukaryota, Viridiplantae, Streptophyta, Magnoliopsida, Malvales, Malvaceae. Gene Ontology annotation, molecular function: protein dimerization activity.
UUUGCACUCAAAAUUCCGAGUUAUAUAUUAUAAUUUGUGUGUGUUAAGUAAUUUCAUCAGCUCUAUCCUAAAAAUUAAGAUGUCUAGCAGAAGGUCAAGAUCAAAGCAAACAGGAGGUUCAAGAAUAACUGAUGAUCAGAUCAAUGAUCUUGUCACCAAGUUACAGCAACUUCUUCCGGAGAUUCGCAACAGGCACUCUGAUAAGGUUUCAGCUGCCAAAGUGUUACAAGAGACUUGCAACUACAUUAGAAGCUUGCAUAGAGAGGUUGAUGAUCUUAGCGAGAGACUAUCAGAGCUACUAGCAACAACUGACACUGCCCAAGCUGCCAUAAUCCGUAGUUUGCUUAUGCAAUAG